CGUGGGUUUAGCACAAAAUUGUCCGUGAGUCAAACGCGUAUGGCAUAUUCUUAAUCGGGCCCAUUGUAUUUAGUUGUAUCUUUAAAUUUAUUAAAGCCUCCUCCCAAAUUAGGUUCAUAAAAUUAUCAAUAAAGGCAAUUGUUUUUAUUAAAAAAUGUGUCCACAUCGAUAUAAAAUUGUAAUAAUCGGACGAAAUUGUUCGAUAUUACGGUUAUAGUUACCUUAAAAGCCUUAUCGUUUUUAAACCGUAAAACACUCCUCAGAAGGACCAUGCGUUUAUUAAAACGUUUGUCAUGCUUGCACAGGCAACAAUUUCAGGUCCCAUGUUCAAACGUUUUGUUUCGUUUGCAGUGUAAGCCUCUCUCUACCGAAGCUGAUGUUUUGGAUCUAUUCGACCUAAAGGACGCCAAUCGUUACGGAAAUAAAGUUCUGGAGAGUCCAAAACAACAUGAAACACCUCAGAUCGAACAGAAAAAGGGACCCCCAAUUAUUGAGUGUAAACGAUCUGAGUUCAACCAUUACAGAAAUCAAAAAUACGAUCACCUCGCCCCAAUCCCAUUGGCAUCGAAAGGUUGGAACCACUACAAAUCUAAAGGGGAUUAUUUCAAAAUACAAAUUUAUAACGAGGAUAAAAAUAAAGACGAGCUUUAUUGGGACGACAGUAAUAAAUCUUUUUCAGAUCUCAACCUAGAGAGUGCUGUCGUCGAUGCAGUGAACUCUCUGGGGAUUUAUAAUCCAACAUUUAUCCAAGAAUUAUCUAUACCUACUAUUUUGUCAGGCCGUAAUGCGCUUAUAACAGCUGAGACAGGAUGUGGGAAGACUUUGGCGUAUCUACUGCCGAUUGUACAGCAGUUGGUGGAAUGGAACCGGGAAGGAAAAUCAAGGCCUCCAAAUACACCUCUAGCUAUGAUUUUAUGUCCAAAUAGAGAGCUUGUGUUUCAAAUAGGGGAAAUAGCCAAAAAACUAUCCUAUCAACUCCCAUUUCGUUGUGAAAUGCUUGUAGGAGGAAGGACCAAGAAAAAGAUGCUUAACCCCGACUUUAAAAAUGUCGAUUUACAAAUAACCACCAUCGGUGUUAUCAGCAAACUUACAACGAUGGGUUUAUUUGAUGUCAAAGAGGUUCGCCACCUUGUCCUUGAUGAGGCGGAUACAAUGCUUGAUGACAGUUUUAAUGAUCUUCUUCUUCGUUUUAUGAAAAAGUUCCAGAUAAUGUACACAAAAGAAGGUGCCACAGGAGCAAAAGGAUGUCAGCUUACACUUGCAAGUGCAACAAAACCUACAAGUCUGUACACAAUCCUUCAAGAAUUUAUUGAAACCGAUUCACUCGUGAAACUCACCUCACCACGAUUGCAUAGAGUGAUGCCCCACGUGCCACAAAUUUUUUAUAGGCUUGGCCCUUCUGACAAAUCUGGAAAAAUUCUGCAUUUGGCCAGGGCCGCUUUGAGAGACAACAAGCCUACAAUUAUUUUUAGCAAUAAAUCAUCAACUUCUGACUGGAUUUCAUUAUUGCUAGGAGAAAACCACAUACCUUCUAUAAACCUAAAUGGUAACAUGCCUGUAGUGAUUCGUUCUGGAAAAUUUAGAGAUUUUCAAGAACAGAAGAUCAAAAUUUUAUCUUGUACUGAUAUUGCCUCAAGAGGACUAGACACGAAACACGUAAAGCAAGUAAUUAACUUCGAUUUUCCCCUUUAUAUGGCUGAUUAUAUUCACCGAUGUGGAAGGACAGGGAGAUGUGGAAGUCCUCAAGAUUGUUCAGUAAUUAAUUUUGUGUCAGGAGAACGAGAAGUAGAAAUUGUCAAUAAAAUAGAGAUGGCUGUUAGAACAAUGGAUGUGCUGCCAAAUGUAAACGCCAACAUAACCAAAAUUAUCCACCAUAAAAUAAUUAAAAGGACUUAUUAAAAUAAACAAUAAUCUUUUAAAUUUGUUGAAUUUUUAGUUUGGUUACAAA
Molecule: messenger RNA, 1948 nt
Organism: Cimex lectularius (bed bug)
Lineage: Eukaryota; Metazoa; Arthropoda; Insecta; Hemiptera; Cimicidae
Gene: Dbp21E2
Product: probable ATP-dependent RNA helicase DDX28
Exons: 12
Coding region: 271-1899 (542 amino acids)
Molecular function (GO): ATP binding; RNA helicase activity; nucleic acid binding
Source: RefSeq, a predicted model, not a curated record